Ascochyta rabiei is the source of this 501-nucleotide messenger RNA. Its product is annotated as 60S ribosomal protein L12. Gene Ontology annotation, molecular function: large ribosomal subunit rRNA binding; structural constituent of ribosome. The transcript has 3 exons. Gene Ontology annotation, biological process: translation. NCBI's taxonomy places the organism in Eukaryota, Fungi, Ascomycota, Dothideomycetes, Pleosporales, Didymellaceae. The record is from RefSeq and is a predicted model, not a curated record. The coding region runs from base 1 to 501 and encodes 166 amino acids. Gene Ontology annotation, cellular component: cytosolic large ribosomal subunit; ribosome.
AUGCCUCCCAAGUUCGAUCCCUCCGAGGUCAAGGUCAUCCACCUCCGUGCGACCGGUGGUGAAGUCGGUGCCUCCUCCGCUCUCGCCCCCAAGAUCGGUCCUCUCGGUCUCUCGCCCAAGAAGGUCGGUGAAGAUAUCGCCAAGGCCACCGGUGACUGGAAGGGUCUUCGCGUCACCGUCAAGUUGACCAUCCAGAACCGUCAGGCCGCCGUUUCCGUCGUUCCCUCCGCUUCUUCCCUCGUCAUCAAGGCCCUCAAGGAGCCUCCCAGGGACCGCAAGAAGGAGAAGAACAUCAAGCACACCAAGUCCGUUCCUCUUGAUGAAAUCAUUGCCAUUGCCAAGACCAUGCGCUUCAAGUCCAUGGCCAAGGACCUGAAGGGUACCGUUCUCGAGAUCCUCGGAACCGCCUUCUCCACCGGUUGCCAAGUUGACGGCCGCAGCCCCAAGGAUGUCUCCGACGACAUCAAGUCCGGCGAGAUCGAGAUCCCCGACGAGGAGUAA